Molecule: messenger RNA, 3690 nt
Organism: Ruditapes philippinarum (Manila clam)
Lineage: Eukaryota; Metazoa; Mollusca; Bivalvia; Venerida; Veneridae
Product: diacylglycerol lipase-beta-like
Exons: 15
Coding region: 195-2123 (642 amino acids)
Biological process (GO): lipid metabolic process
Source: RefSeq, a predicted model, not a curated record
UUUGUUUACAUCUGAGAUUCUUGAAUUAUUUUAGCCUAGCCUAUAUUUCAGCGUAAUUGGUAAUUUCUUAUCAGUAUUAUGCUUGUUAUUUAAACUUGUUAAGCAGAAUGUUGUAUUUAGGAAAUUGAUUGAAUGAUACUGAAUAGAAUGUCCUUAAUCUACUUUUGAAACAAAGGCAUUUUAAACUGAUCAACAUGCAUAGAUUAAUGUUAUUCAAUAAACAGUUACAUGUGGGGAGCGAUGAUUUCGUGUUUUCUGCAUCACUUGAGAUACUGAUGAAGUUUAUUGGCAUCAUUUUCAUAAUAGUGGAGUUUGUUCGCUACCUUCAUGACUUUGAGUGUAGUACAGGACACUUAGUUCACAGUUAUUUAAGUGGCCUGAUGGUGUUUUUUGCAUUGACUGUUGCCGUUGACUACAUGAUUGUACAAGUUAGCAUGAGAGGUACCAUCGUAGAUGACAGUCCCAGGAAGAAUAUUACUAAGUUUUUGUAUACAAGGCUUGUCAUACUUGUAACAGAAUUUUUCUGGACUAUUUAUGGGACAGCAUCAAUAACUUUACACAUGCCAGUUUGUGAUUCACAACCACGUGUGUACUGGCUGGCAUGUGCUGCUGUCAUACUUGGCUGGCUUGCAAUCAUUGUACAAGUAGUCCUUAUAUUGUUUGUGUUUGAAUUUAAGUCAGACAGGAAUAAAGCUAUCAUCACCAAACAUGACUGGGAGAAAAGAUGGAAAGGUUUGUUUUGUUGUCUCAGUUCAAAUGAAAACCAACAUAUUUUUUCAACACUGUCAAGGGUUUGCAUGCAACUAUUCAAGAAAGAAGAAGAGCUGGUUGCCAGUGAUAUACUAGCAGGUUUAAUACUGGUUUACAAUAAACAACAUCAGACUAGACAACAACUAGAUGUAGUUGAUGCUCCAUUACUUACCAGUAGACUGAGAUGCAAACCUUAUAAAACAGUACCCUCUCCUGCAAUGUGCCGUAAAUCAUGGAUGACUUUCAGUGAGGCAGCACUAUAUAUGAAAUAUGCUCUGGGAAGCUAUGGAUGGUUCUACUACAUUGGUCUUAACAACCCAGUAGUGGCCACAUGUAAAUUAAUGCCAAGACUCAAUUGGGGUAUGAAGGAACCUCCAGGUCAUAUUGUGAAAGAUGAUAAACUUCUAGCUAACACAGCAGCAUUCUGUUUACAAACUGGCUGUUCCAUUGAUGAUCUAGUCCAUGUGUCUUUCCUAAAUGAGAUUUAUGCAAUUCCAUUCUAUGUUUGUAUUGACAAUGAAAACCAGUCGGUUAUUGUCGCAAUAAGAGGAACUCUAUCUUUAGAGGAUAUUCUAACAGACUUGGUUGUUGAGAGGGCUCCAGUAUGUUUUGGGGGUAUUAAAGGUUCAGUCCAUACAGGGAUGUACCAAUCUGCCAUAUAUAUACGUAACAAAAUUCUUUUGGAGGGUAUACUUGAGAACGCUUUCAAGAGAGUGGAGGGGUAUAGACUGGUUAUAACAGGUCACAGUCUUGGAGCAGGUGUAGCUGCUUUACUAGCACUAGAGUUAAGAUCCAUAUAUCCAGAUCUGAUCUGUUUUGCGUAUGCUACACCAGGGGAGCUUGUCAGUGAUAGUUUACUAUCAUAUACUGAGGAGUUUAUCUGUACUGUAGCUCUUGGUUAUGAUGUUGUGCCACGUCUUGGACUUGUAGAAGCAAUUAAAUUAAGAAUUGAUAUAUUAGAAGCCAUCAGAAAUUGUUCAUUACCAAAGCACCAAGUGAUAGCAGGGAAAUGUUGGACAAAGAUAUUUGGAAAAGCUGAUUUAGAUCAUUUACCAACUGUUCAUACAGAACUUAAAUCUGCUAAAUGGUUCGAUCAAUAUAUAAUUGAAGAGACUUUAGAAAAGGAAAAAAUCAUAGCAAAUUUUGAGCCUCUGUAUCCUCCUGGACAGAUAUUACAUGUUCUAGAGAAAAAAGAUUCUAACAGAGCGUGGAAUGCAUCACCAGAAUAUUAUGCGGAAUGGACUGACCGUCAGACAUUUGCAGAGAUAGUUUUAAGCAAGCGUAUGAUAGCACAUCAUUUUCCUGACACAUUAUUGUAUGCUUUAAGACAGCUUGCUGAACAUGACCACCUAGACCUGAAGAAAGACAACUAGUAAUAUGCAAAAGCAUACUAUUUUUGAUAAAUUUUGGCAAUGUUUUCUGUGUUUACACAAAUUCUUAGAUGAUUUGACAAAUUCAUAUUUUUAUCAGUUAUUGCUUAAGUUGGAGGGUUGAUCGUCAGUUAUAAUAGGUGUAUCUCAAUAAAUUGUGCCAUUUAUUGUAAAUUGUGCCACUUAUUGUCAGUGUAUGCAAUUUACAAAAUAGUAGUGUGCUUUUAUUGGUUACAUAAGCUUGAUUUCCUUGUUAAUUACCCUAGAGGAGAAUAUUAUGUACCUGAUAUGACAUCCUGUUGACAAUUAAUUGGUAGAUCUUUUUUUUUAGCACUAUGGAUUAUUCUGAUGUGAUAUUCUGUAUACAGAUUGGCAUAUCACUUACUGCAAUAAUUUUAGAUAUAAUUCACUGUGAGAAUUUUACAUUGAUUUAAUAUACUGUAUACAGAUUGGCAUAUCUAGCACUGUGAGAAUUUUACAUCAAUUAUAUAUACUGUAUACAGAUUGGCGUGUCUCACACUGCGAGAAUUUAUACAUUAAUAUAAUAUACUGUAUACAGAUUGGCAUAUCUCAAAUUGCGAGAAUUUUACAUUGAUAUAGUGUACUGUAUACAGAUUGACAUAUCUCACACUGCGAGAAUUUUACAUUGAUAUAGUAUACUGUAUACAGAUUGGCAUAUCUCAAAUUGCGAGAAAUUUACAUUGAUAUAGUGUACUGUAUACAGAUUGGCAUUUCUCAAAUUGCGAGAAUUUUACAUUGAUAUAAUAUACUGUAUACAGAUUGGCAUAUCUCAAAUUGCGAGAAUUUUACAUCAAUUAUAUAUACUGUAUACAGAUUGGCAUGUCUCAAAUUGCGAGAAUUUUACAUUAAUAUAAUGUACUGUAUACAGAUUGACAUGUCUCAAAUUGCGAGAAUUUUACAUUAAUAUAAUGUACUGUAUACAGAUUGGCAUAUCUCAAAUUGCGAGAAUUUUACAUUAAUAUAAUGUACUGUAUACAGAUUGGCAUGUCUCACACUGCGAGAAUUUUACAUUGAUAUAAUGUACUGUGUACAGAUUGGCAUAAUUAUCUCAAAUUGCGAGAAUUUUACAUUGAUAUAGUGUACUGUAUACAGAUUGGCAUAUCUCAAAUUGCGAGAAUUUUACAUUGAUAUAAUGUACUGUAUACAGAUUGGCAUGUCUCACACUGUGAGAAUUUUACAUUGAUAUAAUGUACUGUAUACAGAUUGGCAUGUCUCACACUGUGAGAAUUUUACAUUGAUAUAAUGUACUGUAUACAGAUUGGCAUGUCUCACACUGCGAGAAUUUUACAUUGAUAUAAUGUACUGUAUACAGAUUGGCAUAUCUCAAAUUGCGAGAAUUUUAUAUUGAUAUAAUGUACUGUAUACAGAUUGGCAUAUCUCAAAUUGUGAGAAUUUUACAUUGAUAUAAUGUACUGUAUACAGAUUGGCAUAUCUCAAAUUGUGAGAAUUUUACAUUGAUAUAAUGUACUGUAUACAGAUUGGCAUGUCUUACACUGUGAGAAUUUUACAUUGAUAUAAUGUACAGUAUACAGAUUGGCAUGUCUCACAC